Messenger RNA from Platichthys flesus (European flounder), 1395 nucleotides. Its product is annotated as trichohyalin-like. The record is from RefSeq and is a predicted model, not a curated record. NCBI's taxonomy places the organism in Eukaryota, Metazoa, Chordata, Actinopteri, Pleuronectiformes, Pleuronectidae.
AUGACAAAUCUGACACGGGCGCUCUCCUUCUCCACGCUGACAGGAAACAGUCGCCGGGUGUCAGUGCCUGAUCUGAUGGAUGUGGACGGCAGGAGGAGGCGCCACGCAAACACCGACAGGUGGAAAGACUUCAUCACUGUUAUCAAGAUGACUUCAGAGGAGAGAGGGAGAGAAGAGGAGGAACAGAGGAGAGAGGGAGAGAAGAGGAGGAACAGAGGAGAGAGGGAGAGAAGAGGGGGGAACAGAGGAGAGAGGUCGAGAUGAGAAUAUAAAGAGGAGAGAGGGAGAGAAGAGGAGGAACAGAGGAGAGAGGGAGAGAAGAGGAGGAACAGAGGAGAGAGGGAGAGAAGAGGGGGAACAGAGGAGAGAGGGAGGGAUGAGGAGAGAGGGAGAGAAGAGGAGGCAGAGGAGAGAGGGAGGGAUGAGGAGGAACAGAGGAGAGAGGAGAGAGGGCGAGAUGAGAAGGUACAGAGGAGAGAGGGAGGGGAUAAGGAGAGAGGGAGAGAAGAGGAGGAACAGAGGAGAGAGGGAGAGAAGAGGAGGAACAGAGGAGAGAGGGAGAGAAGAGGGGGAACAGAGGAGAGAGGGAGGGAUGAGGAGAGAGGGAGAGAAGAGGAGGAACAGAGGAGAGAGGGAGAGAAGAGGGGGAACAGAGGAGAGAGGGAGGGAUGAGGAGAGAGGGAGAGAAGAGGAGGAACAGAGGAGAGAGGGAGGGAUGAGGAGGAACAGAGGAGAGAGGAGAGAGGGAGAGAAGAGGAGGAACAGAGGAGAGAGGGAGAGAAGAGGGGGAUCAGAGGAGAGAGGGAGAGAAGAGGGGGAUCAUAGGAGAGAGGGAGAGAUGAGAAGGAGAGAGGGAGAGAAGAGGGGGAUCAGAGGAGAGAGGGAGAGAAGAGGAGAGAGGGAGAGAAGAGGUGGAUCAGAGAAGAGAGGGAGAGAAGAGGGGAAUCAGAGGAGAGAAGGAGGGAUGAGAAUGUACAGAGGAGAGAGGGAGGGAUGAGAAUGUACAGAGGAGAGAGGGAGAGAAGAGGAGGAACAGAGGAGAGAGGGAGGGAUGAGGAGGAACAGAGGAGAGAGGGAGAGAAGAGGAGGAACAGAGGAGAGAGGGAGAGAAGAGGGGAUCAGAGGAGAGAGGGAGAGAAGAGGAGGAACAGAGGAGAGAGGGAGGGAUGAGGAGGAACAGAGGAGAGAGGGAGAGAAGAGGAGGAACAGAGGAGAGAGGGAGAGAAGAGGGGAUCAGAGGAGAGAGGGAGAGAAGAGGAGGAACAGAGGAGAGAGGGGGAGAAGAGGAGAACAGAGGAGAGAGGGAGGGAUGAGGAGGAACAGAGGAGAGAGGGAGAGAAGAGGAGGAACAGAGGAGAGAGGGAGAGAAGAGGGGGAUCAGAGGAGAGAGGGAGA